AAAAAAGGGAUUAUACUUGCCAAGCUUUCACUUUUUUCUCAUCUUAAUUAUUUUUCAUAAUGACUCUAUAUAAGUUUACUAUACACUGUGAUGAAACCAGGGUUAAAGACCAUUCUAUUGAAGUACUCACAGCAUGGAAUGGUUUUCUAUUUUAUGAUUUAAAGUUUAAGAUCCGUACGAGCUCUAACCUGUCUGAUAAUGAAUUUACUCUUUUUUAUAAAGACGGCAAAAAUAAUAUGAUUAUUGUCAGAUCAAGCCAAGAUCUCAUGGUCCCUUUAAAAAAAAUGGAUCCCAAAAGCCCCUUAGUUUUAACAAUGGUUUUAGAUAAGAUAAAACCUGCAGCUCGUCCAACUCUUAAGAUAGCCACUAUUGCUCCUAGUAGAAUAAAUCUGCUACAGUUAAAUGAAACUUGUCAAAAAUGCUUACGGCCGAUUAGAAGCCAGAGACAGCGUUGUUUUUCGGCCCUAAACUAUAAUACCCUAAACUAUAAUAGAAGAACUGUGCCUCAACCUUUUUGCGUUCCAAAACCAAAGGCACACAGACGCAUACAAUGAAAGGAAACUGGUUAUUAUAAGUGCGACAAAUGUUUCAAUUGCAUCAUAUUUUUAAAAUGUUUGACCCGUCUUCAGCGCCGUCAUGACAAAACCCAUACUCUUACCAUAAUUUAAUGCACAUUAUGUAGAUGUCAUCAGCCUUAAUGGCUGUGCCACGUACAUAUCCUUGUCUAUGACAUUAUAAUAAAG
Molecule: messenger RNA, 743 nt
Organism: Mucor mucedo
Lineage: Eukaryota; Fungi; Mucoromycota; Mucoromycetes; Mucorales; Mucoraceae
Exons: 4
Coding region: 60-554 (164 amino acids)
Source: RefSeq, a predicted model, not a curated record